Molecule: messenger RNA, 2270 nt
Organism: Phoenix dactylifera (date palm)
Lineage: Eukaryota; Viridiplantae; Streptophyta; Magnoliopsida; Arecales; Arecaceae
Product: DEK domain-containing chromatin associated protein
Biological process (GO): chromatin organization; regulation of double-strand break repair
Cellular component (GO): nucleus
Molecular function (GO): DNA binding; histone binding
Source: RefSeq, a predicted model, not a curated record
GGAAUCCGCGCCUCCAAACGAAGAGUCGCCGUUUCUAUUCCCCAUCCCCCCCACUCCACCUCACUCCAAGCGUAAAACUAAAACCGUCGGCUCUCUCACAGUCGCUCCCUUUCCCCUAGGGUUUACGCGUUCUCUUCGAUCCGAUGGUUUCCGAGACGCUUGAGGAGGAGAAGAAGAGCUCCGUGGACGGAUCUCCUCCGGGGGAGGGGGAGGAGGAAGCGAAGGAUCCGGCGGCGGCAGCGGCGGCCGAAGGAGAGGAGAGCAAGGAGGGGGGAGAGAAGGAGGAGAAGCAGGAGGAGGAGAAGCGGAAGCGGGGGAAGAAGAGGGGCGCGGGGGAGAAGGGCGGGGAGGAAGGGAAGGAGAAGAAGGAGAGGAAGAGGCGGUCGGUGGCGAGGGAGCCCGCCACCCCGGUUGAACGGCCGUCGAGGGAGAGGAAGGCCGUGGAGAGGUACUCGGCUUUGUCUCCUCGGAGGGCUUCGGCCACGAAAGUUCUUUCCAUCGAGCAGGGUUCUGGAACUAAGCUCAAAGACAUUCCAAAUGUGCUUUUCAAGCUGUCAAAAAGAAAGACAGAUGAGAAUCUUCAAAUUCUUCACACAAUACUCUUUGGAAGGAAAUCAAAUGUACAUUAUCUGAAGAGAAACAUUUUGCAGUUCUCCGGUUUUGUUUGGGCUGACAAUGAGGUAAAACAACGGGCAAGAAUUAAGGAAAAGUUAGAUAAGUGUAACAAGGAGAAGUUGCUUGAUUUCUGCGAACUACUUGAUCUUCACGUUCUGAAAGCCACUACGAAGAAGGAAGAAAUCUCAGCAAAGUUAUUGGAAUUCUUGGAAUCACCUUAUGUUACUAGAGAUGUUGUACUUGCUGAGAAAGAGAAAGGUAAAAAACGCAAGAGAAGGACAAAGGGAAUUCAUCAGACAACAUCUGGAGAAGCAUCUUCAGAUAGAGAAGCUAAGCUCCUGAUGGACAUGGAAAAUGCCUUUUCUGGUGCCCAGAAACAAAGAAAGAGCCGCAAACAAUCAGCUAAAUCUGAGAAAGAAGAUGAAGAUAAAGAUGGGGGUGGUUCUACAGAUGUGAAAGAUGACUCCUCUGAUGAUGAAGAUCAGGGGGAUUCUGAGGAAGAGAGUGGGCAUGCUAAGAGUGAACAGGAUGAUGAGGAAGAUGAACCGGACGAGCCUGUGUCAACCAAGAAAAGAUCUGGGGAGAAGCAGAUAAAAAGGGGUAAGAGGGGCAAGAUGAUAGAAAAAGUUUCACCUGUUAAAAAAGGCUCUCAUGUAAAUUCUGAUAAAGCUCCUACAAAAUCAGUUUUCAAGAUGGAAGAUGAAGCACCUGUAAAAGGCAAAAAAGGUUCCAAGGAGUCAAUAGAGAGGGGUUCAAAGGCCUUGACAAAGGAGAAAGCUGCAACCGUUAAAAGGAAUUCUGUUGCUAAGCGCACCUCAGAAUCUUUUCUAGGUAACAGUACUAAAGAUAGUGAAUCUAGCUCACCAUCGGCCUCUAAAUCCAAAAGAGAAACUGAAAAGAAAGGUCAGAGUAAGGAGGAGGAUAAGGGAAGCAAGAAACAAGCUGCUAGGUCGCAGCCAAAAGUUAACGCCAAAAAACAAGGGAAGGCCAAGGCUGAGGAUGCUAACAGGGGGCCCAGCACAGAAGAAUUGCAUGCUGUGGUCAGUGAUAUAUUGAAAGAAGUGGACUUUAAUACUGCAACUUUGGCUGAUAUUCUCAGGCAAUUAGGUUCUCACUUUAAUAAGGACCUGAUGGAUAGAAAGGCAGAGGUAAAACGGAUAAUUGAAGAUGUUAUAAAUAGUAUGUCUGAUGAUGAAGACGCUGAAGAAGAUGAAGAUGGUGCAGGAGAUGCUGGGGGAGAAGAUGCAAAGGAAGAAUCUGGUGGAGAUGAAGAUAAGUAGCUUAUUUAGACGGUUCAGUACUUCAGUAACUUUGCAGGCCCCACUGCAGUGCAUGCACAGGUUGCACCAUGCAGACUAAUGCUUGCUCCUGUUGGGGUAGUAGUGAUGACCUCAUGGUAGUGGAUAAUUGAUGAUAUAGGUUAGCUUCAAUGAUUUCAUAUGGAGGAAUACCUCUUUGGCUGUUGUAUGAGAUAUGGUAGUAGCCUUUAGUUAUGUAGUUCAAUGUACAUUAGUCUCCUUUUUUUCUAGAUGAUUUUCGUUUAGGUGGUUAGUCUCGACUGUAAUAUGUAAUAAUCAUAAUGUAGCCGUGUUUUCAAGUCUAAUUAGUUAAUUUGAGAUAACAAUAAAAAACUCUUUGAUGCGGUGUUCUUUUUC